Messenger RNA from Oreochromis aureus, 3316 nucleotides. Its product is annotated as nectin-3-like. The coding region runs from base 1548 to 2849 and encodes 433 amino acids. The transcript is spliced from 9 exons. Gene Ontology annotation, biological process: homophilic cell-cell adhesion; heterophilic cell-cell adhesion. Gene Ontology annotation, cellular component: adherens junction. The record is from RefSeq and is a predicted model, not a curated record. NCBI's taxonomy places the organism in Eukaryota, Metazoa, Chordata, Actinopteri, Cichliformes, Cichlidae.
GUGCACACCACAAUUUAUAAGUUGAUUUAUACUUCAUAUUAAUCUCAUUCUGCUACAUUGGAUUAGAGUUCAUAAUGUAAUAUUUGCAUUUGUGUAGUUAUUCUUUUAUGAAUAGGCCUUAAUCAAAAAAUCAGUAUGAAAGAGUUGAUCUGUGCUACACAUCAGUCUUGAGGAUUUAUUGGCUUUUCGAAAGCGUAGUUUGCCAGUUUAACUGCAGCUGUUAUUGCUAUUGUGCACCAGUGGGUGUGCUGAUUUAUCUUGGCCUUUACUUUAUUACUGAAAAAAAUCUUAAAAAUGUCAGAAUUCUGGGGCAUGUUUUGAAGAAGUCCCGUCCAGUCAAGUAUGUGCAAUUACAUGUGUUUGCUGCAGACUGAGCAAUGUUUUGUUGGUGGGUUUAAACGUCUGUAUUUUGGCUUAUAAUGGCCAGAUUCUGAUGCACACUUCCUUUCCUGUAUCCCGUUUUUAAAAAAAUUUUAAAUCAUAGAAGCUUCAUGAUACUGUAUAAUGGAUUAAUGGGACAGCAGUGCAGAGGCUUCUGAACUUGCAUUAGAAUCCUCGGGUUUAAAAUAUUUCUUCAACAUUAAAGUAAUCCAGUGACAGUUGUCAGUAUUUCCACUGCUGCACAGCAACCAAUCGCUGUUAAUUCAUAAUUAAUUCAGCAAACAUUGUUUUUCAGAUGGUAAAUAAAUACAGUUUAAAACAGUGUUUCUGUCAUUGCGACAGUAUAACUCAGUUUAAUGCAUAACCUGAAGUGUCCAUCAAAGUGACCAAUCAUAUUAGGACUUUGUCCUCGUUUGGGAUCCGGACAAUCCAGAAAGUCAAAAGCAAGUUUAUUUGGGCGAGCAGGAUUUAUCUCCAAACGCAGAGAGCUACUUGCGAGCAUGGAAAACUAUAGCAGCGAGUGCAAAGCAAACAGUUUUGCCUGAUAAGAGGAUAAUCAUGUCUGUGUGAUUCAUACAAACUUUACCCCUCAAUAUAACACCUUCUCAACAAGAUAACGGCUCUGUGUUCGUUUUCAGACGUCAUAUAAUAAUAAUAUUUGCUCUGAUUGUUGCACGUCGCUAAAAGAUGUGUCUGCUGGAACCAAAAAUACACCUUUCUGAGUGCAUCAAUUAAAACAAUUGUCUAUUUUAUUGUUGUAAAACACAUGUAGCUGAAACACGAAUGUGGGAUAGCCUUCUGUUUCUUCAUGGACAGGCGAAUUUUUAUUAAAAUACUUGAAUAAUUUUACAACGCAGCGCUCCCCUGUCUCACCCAUCAGUCUCUUUCGAUGUUUCUCGUAUACGGCAAUUAUUCCAAUAAGCCGUCAUUUAUGUAAUUACACUUUGGAUCUGACUGUAAAAAUGAAUAUAUAGGUCUUCACAAUCCAAAGCAGAAAUAAUAAUGAGAAAAGGGGAAUUAUUCCCUUUUAUUCGUAAUUAUAAGACCCAGCACAAGUGUCCCAUGGGCCCACCCAGGUCACGUGACUUCGAUAACGUGCCUUGUGUCCAUUAUGCCCCUUAAUGUUUUUUCUUCUUCUGAGAGCAGCCACGAGGUAACGGCAAGAUAUGGGCGAAUGGAUGGAACUGCUACUUUCGUUUGUGUUUUUAUGGGCAACUGCUGCGAUAAGUCAUGCAACGCUAUUUUUCCGCGAUAACCUGUUUUUGUUGCUAAUAUCUGCGCUCCUGCUGACCAGAGAAGCUGACGCUCUUCAGGUGAUCAGUGGAAGUGUGACAGUGGUUCAAGGAGGUACAGCUAUUUUAUCGUGCCAUGUCAUUGAUACCAAUGAUGACCUGACACAGAUUACCUGGCAGAGGAGGACGAGAGAAAAACCUCACAGUGACAAUUUCCUAACUAUCUUACCCAGAGAUGGAGCACAGUUUGUCAAUGGAGGUGAUGAUCGAUUUAAAUAUAUCGGGAAUUUUAAUGACAAAAAUGGAACUCUCCAGUUUUCCAAUGUUGCCCUGAAGGAUGAAGGCAGCUACACAUGCAUCUUCACCUUGUUUCCCAGUGGAAAUCAGAAGACUGAAAUACCUCUGAACUUGCUUGUGCGUCCUUUCACAAACGUGAAGGACAAUCUUCCCACUUUGGGCACAGAAGAGGUUUUAUUUGCUACCUGCACGGCUGCCGGAUCGAAGCCUCCUGCAGAGGUGAGGUGGCUCACUGAUGGUUUGGGAGAAAAAGUGAGGACGACAACAAACUCGACACAGUAUGACAACGGCACAACUACCACAGUCAGCUCUCUGUUUGGCGUACCUACAAGAGAGAUUAACAGUCACCAGGUCCAGUGUGUCAUCAGCGGUGACUCCCUGUCUAAAGAAGAAACCCUGCCCUUCACCAUACAGAUCUACUUCUCUCCCACAGAAGUGAAUAUUAGAGUGAUUACAGAAGACUCAUUUGAGUGUGUGACAGAAGCCAACCCAAGUGCCAACUUUACCUGGAGUAGAUCUGGCCAGACUUUGCUGCAGUCUUCUAUCAAAGUCGACGGUGCAGAGCUACAACUGCUGAGCCUGACCUCUGAUCAAAAUGGCCUCUAUCAGUGUGAAGCAUCUAAUGCAUAUGGAACUAAACAUGGUCAGCUCUAUGUGCAUGUGGCAUCAGGAGCAUGCUCUGCUGUUUGGGCCCUAGUUGGUGUUUUGUUUUUCCUGAAUGUUGCUGUUGCUGCAGUAUGGUACCUUGAUAAAUCCAAACAGCUUCAAAGGUGUUUUCCAUCACAUGGUGAUGGGCCUAGAGACCCACCAUCUCCCAGGAGUGCAGGAGAUGAUCAAAGACGAGAGCAAGAACAACUGCAGGAAGGAGCCAGACUCACUCUACAGUGUUUUACUGUAAGCUGCAUCACUUUCCACCUUGGUGAAAGGGGGUAUUUGUGAGAGCCAGCAAAAUGCUUUCCAUUUGACAACAUGUCUUUACUCUACACAUUAAAACAGUCUUCUCAAACUGUGGAGCUGGUGGUGCACGGACUACUGUAGGGAAUAACUGGGGACAUUUCAGAGAAAGCUGGAGAAUUACUUUGUUAAAGCAUUACACAGUCAGGGUUCCCUGCUUUUGGAAAGCUAUACAUCAUAUCAAAUCAUAUAUCAUACACCUGUGUCCCAGAUGGUUGUACUUUUCAAUUUAUUUAGGUUUUUGUGGCAGCUUUUUUUUAAGCAUUCAAUCACUAAAGUGUGUUGUUUGAUCUGUAUUCUAAAUUGACUAAUUAUAAAUCGUUCAGUGUGCUUGCUUUAUAUCUUGUGUUUUUAUUGUUUGCUUAAAAUUAAACUUUGUUUUGUAAUUGCUUUUAUAACAUGUUACACUGCUGAAAUACUUUUUGUUACCAUUUUUCUUCAAAAGUAAAUAA